Arachis ipaensis is the source of this 693-nucleotide messenger RNA. RefSeq lists its product as uncharacterized. The record is from RefSeq and is a predicted model, not a curated record. Lineage: Eukaryota; Viridiplantae; Streptophyta; Magnoliopsida; Fabales; Fabaceae. Gene Ontology annotation, molecular function: nucleic acid binding. Gene Ontology annotation, biological process: DNA integration.
AUGACAGGUUUGCUGAAGAAACAUGGCAUCUCUCACAAGGUGGCGACGGCUUACCAUCCCCAAACAAAUGGCCAAGCUGAGGUGUCUAAUAGAGAGAUCAAGCACAUACUCGAGAAGAUUGUUAAACAUCAUAGAAGGGACUGGAGCUCUAGGCUUGGAGAUGUGCUAUGGGCUUAUUGGAUAGCUUACAAGACAUCCAUCAGCAUGAGUCCGUUCUGCCUAGUCUACGGAAAGGCUUGUCACCUUCCGGUGGAGGUGGAAUACAAAGCUUACUGGGCUGUGAAGGAAUGCAACUCAGGAUUGGGAGGAGCCGGAAUUGAAAGGAAAUUGCAACUAGAGGAAUUGGAAUGCCUUCGACUAGAAGUAUAUGAAAACUCAAGGCUCUAUAAAGAAAAGGUGAAGGCGGUACAUGACAAGCACAUUAAGAGAAGAGAGUUUAGAGCUGGGGAUCAAGUCCUUCUCUACAACUCAAGGUUGAGGUUAAUGCCGGGUAAACUGAGGUCAAGGUGGGAUGCACCCUACGUGGUAGAGAAGGUGAGACCAUAUGGAGUUGUCCACCUAAGUCACCCCUCAAGCCCUACCUUCUUCAAAGUCAAUGGCCACCGUUUGAAGCUAUAUCAUAGUGCGAAAGUGAAGAACAACAAGGAGCUGAAGAUCUUCCUCUUGAAGGAUCCAGCAAAGGAAGAGGACUGA